This is a messenger RNA of Lampris incognitus (smalleye Pacific opah), 2685 nucleotides long. It is a transcript of the gene prdm4, whose product is annotated as PR domain containing 4. Gene Ontology annotation, molecular function: histone deacetylase binding; DNA-binding transcription factor activity, RNA polymerase II-specific; RNA polymerase II cis-regulatory region sequence-specific DNA binding. The record is from RefSeq and is a predicted model, not a curated record. Gene Ontology annotation, cellular component: cytoplasm; nucleus. Lineage: Eukaryota; Metazoa; Chordata; Actinopteri; Lampriformes; Lampridae. The transcript has 10 exons. The coding region runs from base 1 to 2685 and encodes 894 amino acids. Gene Ontology annotation, biological process: cell fate commitment; regulation of transcription by RNA polymerase II.
AUGAAUGACAUGAACCUGAGUCCUGUGGGCAUGGACCAGCUCAGUGUGCCCUCUGUGAGUGCCAGCCACCUGGGACUGCCCACCUCCCCUACACACAACCCCAUUCCUACGCCAGGCAUGCCAGUAGCCAUCCCCAGCCUGGGUCCCUCGCUGGGUUCCCUGCCCUCAGCCCUGUCGCUCAUGCUUCCCAUGGGCCCACUGGGCGACAGAGGAGUGAUGUGUGGCCUGCCUGAGAGGAACUACUCCUUGCCUCCCCCUCCAUACCCCCACCUGGAGAGCAGCUACUUCCGACACAUACUGCCAGGUAUCCUGUCUUACCUGGCAGACCGUCCACCACCUCAGUACAUCCACCCAAGCAGCCUCAACAUGGAUGGCACCCUUUCUGUGGCAAGUAACAACCCCUCAGGUUUAGACCCUUACAGCGGCCCUGGGGGCCCGCUGGAGCAGGACCUGGUACCCUUGGACUCCAGACAGGUCAGUGGCCAGGGGGACCUCCACCAAGCUGGCACACAUGAGUUGGACUCCACAGGCCUGGCCAUGGAGUCCCGUGUCAGCAGCCCCAUGUCCCCUGACAGAAUGGGCGAAGAGCUGGCCACCAUGGAAGGUGUUGGGGUAGUGACGGUGUCUGACACUCAGCAGCAGCUCGGAGGAGGGCGGCAGCCUCAGCCACACGAGGGCCUGACUGGUGUGGACUCUUCUGGGGGUGUGAUGCCCCUCCAUGGACCCCCAGUCCUGGAGCUGCCAGUGGUGAUGGAACAAGAACACCUGGGGCCUCGGGUGGGCAACACUGGGGCAGGAGGAGCAGGAGGGCUGGGGGAGCAACUCCACACAGCUGGGGAACUGAACUCUGGGGUUGUCAGUGUUGUGCUCACAGGCUCCAUGGCCGCCCAGGGCCAACUAGAGCCAGUGCCCCUCCACGGGCAUUCUGGGAUCGGACUGGAGGCCGUGAAUGUGUCUCCCAUCACAGCUGAGGUGUCUUUGGGGCCCGAAAGCAACCUGGUGCUGGUCAACUCCACCCUGCAACUGGAGGACUCCACCUCCAGCAAGGAGAACAUGGUCACUACAUAUACAAUCUGGUGUACACUGUGUGAACGCUCAUAUACCUCAGACUGCCCAGAGCACGGCCCGGUCACCUUCAUCCCCGACACGCCCAUCCAAAGCCGGGCUCGCUUGUCUCUGCCGCGCCCUCUCUGCCUCCGCAUCUCAGUAGCUGAUGAGCCGCUUGGAGUGUUCGCGCGGGAUGUUAUUCCUCCAAGGACUUGUUUUGGACCAAUGGUUGGGCAGCAUUGCAGCAAUGUGGAUCUCUCCGAUUGGCCAGAGAAAGACAGACCUCAAAUAUGGAAGAUGUACCACAACAAUGUGCUGGAGUUCUGCAUCGUGACAGCACAUGAAAAUGAAUGCAACUGGAUGAUGUUUGUCCGCAAGGCAAGGACCCGGGAGGAGCAGAACAUGGUGGCCUACCCUGCUAAUGGCAAGCUGUUCUUUUGCACAACCACAGAGAUCCACCCUGACCAGGAGCUGCUCUUCUAUUAUAGCAGAGACUAUUGCAGCCUGCUGGGGGUUCCUCAGGUUCCUGAAGGUCAAAUCUGCCAGUGCGGCAAAGAGUGCUCCUCUUUCACUGAGCUCAAGUCUCAUCUUAGCAGCCAUAAUAGUAAUCACAGCCAUAGUCAACCUCCACAUAGUCUCAGCCCCUCCCAGCAGGACCAUUCCCAACAACAACAGCAACAACAACAACAGCAGCAGCAACAGCAACAACAUCAACAACAACAGCAGCAGCAAGAGCGGCAAACACAAACACAGCAACACACUCACCAGGAAGAGAAACUCACCAACGGGACCUCUAGCACCUCGUCAUCCCCCUGGCCCUGCCUUUCCCACAACACAGGCCAUACAAACAGCGAUGACAAUAACAGCAACAACAAUGAUGGCAGCAACAGCAGCAACUGUAACACAAAGUCUAAUAAUACUACCUCUAGAAAUGCGAGUGGUCAGGGGCAUGUGCGGGAGAAGAAGUUUAAAUGCAGCAUGUGCUCUCGAGCGUUCAUCACAUCCACAAAACUCAAUGUGCACUUCAUGGGCCAUGUGGGGAUGAAGCCUCACAAGUGCGAAUACUGCAGCAAGGCCUUCAGUGACCCCAGCAACCUCAGAAUGCACCUAAAGAUUCACACAGGUCAGAAGAACUACAGGUGCACAGUUUGCGAGAAGUCCUUCACCCAGAAAUCCCACGUGGCGUCGCACAUGGUUAUCCACACUGGUGCUGAGAAACUCAAGUGUGACCUCUGCGACCGGGCGUUCAUCAGGAAGCAUGACCUGAAGCAGCACAUGUUCUCUCACACACAUGAGCGUCGAAUUCAGUGCCCCAAGUGUGACAAACAUUUUCUGAAGACCAACCAUCUAAAAAAGCAUAUGAACUCUCAUGAGGGCCGAAGGGACUUUGUCUGUGAGAAAUGCCACAAAGCUUUCCUCACCAAAUACCACCUCACCCGCCACCUAAAGAUAUGCAAAGGUCCAAAGACGGAGAGAGUGUCCCGCAAAGAGCAGGAGGAAGAGGAUGAUGAAGAGGAGGAGGAGGAGGAAGAUGGAAGGGGAGGAGGUGGAGAGAGACUUGACUCGGCCAGUAACAAGGACUGUAGUUUAGAUGUUGGUGGAUAUAGCUCUGAAAAAUCCUUAUCGCCCCCACAUUGA